This is a messenger RNA of Fusarium subglutinans, 1470 nucleotides long. RefSeq names its product 6-hydroxy-D-nicotine oxidase. Lineage: Eukaryota; Fungi; Ascomycota; Sordariomycetes; Hypocreales; Nectriaceae. Gene Ontology annotation, molecular function: oxidoreductase activity; FAD binding. The transcript has 3 exons. The record is from RefSeq and is a predicted model, not a curated record. Bases 1 to 1470 code for a protein of 489 amino acids.
AUGUCAGACGAUCGCUACUAUACGACUACACCCAAGUACUCUAAAAAGGUCCUGGUUCAAGGGGACCCAGAUUACGAGAAAUGCCGACGGAUGAAUCCCACUGCCCACAAGAUUGAGCGCUUUCCUGCUGAGAUUCACAUUCCCGAGACACCUGCUGAAGUGGCCAAGGCUCUUGCACGCGCAACUGAGCUUGGUGUACCUAUUGGCGUUCGAUCUUCGGGUCACAUCUUCCAUUUCCCUGCCCUUUGGCACGGUGGUAUCCUCAUCGAUGCAGUCAACCUGAACCGCCGAAUCGACUAUGACCCAGUCACCAAGGAGAUCUGCUUUGGCCCCUCUUCACGUGUCGAGGAACUGGCUGCCAAGCUAAAGGAAGUCAACCGCUUCUUUCCCCAUGGCCAUGCCCCCACUGUUGGAUCAGCAGGCUUCAUGCUAGCUGGUGGCCAAGGCUGGUUUGUUCGAGGCUGGGGCGCGACGAACCAAACAUGGAUCACCAAGAUCGAAAUGGUUGUUCCUGAUGGUCGCACCCUCAUCGCUAGCCGUACCGAGAACCAGGACCUCUUCUGGGCAGCUCGUGGUAGUGGUAUGGGCUUCUUCGCUGUAGUCACACGCUUCUGGGGCCGCACAAUUGAGAGAUCUACCAUGUGGGAGAAAACUCUCAAGUUUGUCAUCAAUGAUGACAACUACAUGACUCUGAUGAGUUGGGCUAUCGAGCGUGGCCGAGAUACUCCCAAGUAUGGCACUGAUCUGAACCUUACCAUCGACUACCGUGAGAAGUAUGAUCCGGCCUACACUACAGACGACGUUCCUCCCAACGCAACGCUUGUUCUCACUCUGAACAAUCUUUGCUAUACUGAUACGCAAAGAGAAGCUCGCACUCUUCUCAGCGCAUACGACAGGAUCACGCCUAAGGUUGCUAACUUUCUCAUCGAGUCGAAGCCUAUACAGGUUCGAACAUUCGAGGAGGUGUUUGCCCGCAAGCGUACUUUCCUAGGUAACGCUGGUCAAGAGCGGUGGUCUAUCAACAGCAUCAUGAAUGACCCAGACGUCCCCCUCGCCCGACUCCUUGAAGGCAUCCGACCUGCCAUGCUAAAGCUGCCGACCCGCGUCUCUUCUGUCUUCAUUUGCCACUGCGACAUAAAGCCGGAUGAGGAUGACGCCUGCUUGAGUCUGCCUCAAGAUCUGUACAUCUCAACACUCACGGGCUGGACCGAUCCCAAGCUCGAGCCUGCCAUCAUGCAACCCAUGCGUGACUAUUACAGACAGGCGUUCCCUGUUGCUGUGGGCCAGUACAUCACCGACAUCGAUGUCAACUGUGAAGAUGCCAAUUCCAAGGUCAUGAGUGAUACUGCCUUGGCCAAAUUCCUUCGUAUUCGUGAGAAAUAUGACCCCAAGGAGCUGUUCCCUACCUAUAAGGCCUUUGUCAAGACGUCAGAGAAGAUUAACAAGCUACAAAACAAGUCAAGACUGUAG